AUGUACGCCGCUUCUGUCGCGUCCAGCCGGACGGUAGCUUCACAUUUGCGCGAGCUGGCACACAUGCCUUCGGGCAGAGCAGCAAUCACAAUUAGCAUCAAAAAGGACCAUCACGGUCUCGAAUCCACACAAACCGCUUCCUCCUCAGCUCCAGAACCAUAUGUGCAUUCAUAUACCUCGCUGGAUCGGAUAGAGGGGGAAGUGGCAAUUACGGCACCUAAUGCUCUGCGAUUCGAAGACAUUAGCAUCACUUUUGAAGGAACUUCGAGAACUUACGUGGAGAAUGUAUCAUCGGCCUCCAUGCUCACCCAACGUACGGCUGCUCGUCACAAUUUCCUCAAGCUGGCUCAACCCAUCGACCAGUCUUCAUUCCCACAUCCGCGCAUUCUUGAACCAGGUCGAACCUACAGAUUCCCCUUCACCUUUGUGAUUCCUGAGAGAAUGCUUCCUUCGUCAUGCAGGCACUCGACAGUCAACGCUGAGUUGCACGAAGCCCAUCUGCAGCUACCACCAUCGACGGGAGAUGCAGAGCUCGCAGGCGAUGGCACUCAGCGCUUGGACGACCAGGCACCGGAAAUGACUCGUGUGUCAUAUGCGAUCAAGGCGAGAAUCACCAAUGUCCGCGAGAGUGACAACAAAAAUGUGGUCAUUUGUGAGCGCGAGAAGAAGGUCCGAGUGAUACCGGCUGUAGAGGAAAACCCACCGCUCGACGAGUCUAGACUGGUGGACUAUUCGCUGCGUCGGACAAAGAAUAUCAAAAAGGGCCUUUUCAAGGGAACGCUCGGCAGCUUGAGCAUUGAGGCGGCGCAACCGAGUAGCUUGCAUCUCCCUGCUCGUGGGCUGACAGCCGAUGCGUGUGCGACGACCACCAUGGCGUCCAUCCAGCUGCGCUUUGAUCCCGCUCAUGAAGACUCUCAGCCUCCGGCGCUCAGCCAGCUCGUGAGCAGGCUGACUGCAGAGUCAUACUAUAGCAGCUCGGCGAUGAGACACUGGCCCACCAGGGAUUCACUGCUGAACCUCGCUACCCGGGGCCGGUAUUUUGAGACCUUGCCGCUCGCCAGCCGGUGCAUUGCGUCGGUUCAAUGGGAAAAGUUUGGACCAUCGGAUGCUCCCAGUCGACGAGAUUCGGCCUUGUCCACGAUGUCCAUCCAUGAGAUUCCAGCCCCAUCUGAGGCCUACACCGGAGGCAAUUUUUACGUUGCCAAGGUCUUGGUCCCAAUCACGUUGCCCAAGACCAAGGCAUUCCUUCCGACAUUUUACUCUUGCAUCAUUGCGCGAUUCUACACGCUGGACCUGUCAGUUUCCUACCAAAGCUCGGCCACGAAAUUCUCUGCGCCCACUAUCAGCGUCAAGCUGCCCAUUCAAAUUUCCGCCGCGGGUGAUCCGGCUGCCCAGAGGGCAUUUUCUGAAGCGAAUAGCCAAGAUGCAUUUGCAUUGGAAGUCGACGAUGCCGCGGGAGCGCUCUUUGAAGCCGGCUCGCUUGUUGCCCCGCCUUCGCCAGAGUACACGCGUGUCUCGCUCGUGGCUUCUUCUGGAACAGGAACCUCUGCUGCUCGAGAGUCGCAUCACGAAGCUGAUUAUCCGCCGCCCGCGUAUCCUAUCCAGGGUCAUGUCGCGUUUGGCAACGAAAAGGCCGUGCCAAUUGCUUGA
Xylona heveae TC161 is the source of this 1650-nucleotide messenger RNA. RefSeq lists its product as hypothetical. The record is from RefSeq and is a predicted model, not a curated record. The transcript has 2 exons. NCBI's taxonomy places the organism in Eukaryota, Fungi, Ascomycota, Xylonomycetes, Xylonales, Xylonaceae. The coding region runs from base 1 to 1650 and encodes 549 amino acids.